AUGAAAGCCAACGGAAAAAUAGUGAACGAAAAUGAGCAGAAAAAGACGGCAAACCCGGGAACGGGUUUAAUGGGUUUAAUCGGAUUCAUGUCAAACGUCUUUCUUCUGCUAUCGAUCGUCGACUCAAUCGUACAUAUGGUUAAGGAAGAGGAUUACAGACUCAAUGGAUCCAAAGAAAUCAAAAGAGUAUACAUCAUAUUAUCAUCAUUUGUAUACUCAAUAUCGUUGUCUGUUAUACUGAUAUUGUCGUGUCUGGUCGUGGAUUUUAAUAACAGUAGCAUUAGUUUGAUUUGUCACAUAAUCGCCAGCUUUCUAGGUCUGGCCCUAUCCAUCAAACUAGUGAUGAAUAGAUAUGGAAACGGAAAGACAACUUUGGCUAAAGUAUUGAAAGUAUUUGAUGCUAAUAUACUAGCAAUUGGCACACUGUUCAGUGUUAUUUUAGCCGUUGUUAUCGGUAUUAUACUGAGAGAAAUAAAUGGGGGUUGGGAUCCCCGGUCUAUCAAAUACGUGGGAUUUAUCGGCGAAUUAUUCCUACGAAUCCUUAAGGGUUUGGUUUUGCCGCUAAUAUUCACGAGUUUGGUGUACGCUAUGAGCGACAUCGACACCAAACUGUUUGGAAAGAUAGGUUUCCGGACGGUUGCCUUUUAUCUGGCGACAACAGUUUUGUCCAUUAUUUUGGGCAUAAUUCUGGUGAUGACUAUACAGCCGGGUAUGAAGGGUGAUAAGGAUAAGGAGGAGUUCGAGAAGAAGGACAGUGCAAAACUGACUACUAUUGACACCAUAUUAGAUCUGAUCAGGAAUUUAUUCCCCGAUAACUUAGUUGAGGCAACGUUUGCCUCAUACACAACAGUCUUAACCCCUCCGAACGGAACCGAUGGCGAGGGUAUUGAUAUGAAUAAGUGGACCAUCGGUUCGGCUAAGAAUGAUUCAAUGAAUAUUCUGGGAGUCGUUGUGUUUGCUGUGGUUUUCGGUGUCAUAAUCGGUCGCAUGAGAGAUGAGGCCCAAGUUGUGGCCGACUUUUUCAAAGCUUUCAAUAACGCAAUGAUGGCUCUGACUGUCGUUAUCAUACAAUUGACUCCUUUAGCCGUUUUGUUCCUCGUUUUGCCCAAAAUCCUUGAAGUCGACGAUUUGAGUGACUUAUUGGGAAGUGUGGGCUGGUACACCCUUACCGUGAUCGGGGGCAUUGCAAUCCAUGGGCUCAUUAUAUUACCGCUAAUUUAUUUUGCACUCACCCGUAAGAAUCCAUACGCUUUUGUGUCGCAAAUGUCUGCGGCUAUGAUGACGGCCUUUGGCACCGGGUCCUCGACGGCAACUAUGCCGGCAUGUCUUCAAAACAAAUUUUUCAUUAUUAUUUUAUUUAUUGUCACUUUUGAAUGCCUCGAAAAGAAUCUGGGAAUUGAUAAGCGAAUCGUGAGAUUCUGUAUACCCGUCGGCGCCACCAUUAAUAUGGACGGAACGGCACUUUACGAAGCGGUGGCCGCUAUUUUCAUCGCACAAUACCGGGACGUGGAGUUGGAUAUCGUUAAGAUUAUUGUGGUCGCCAUCACAGCCACCGCCGCCAGUAUUGGUGCCGCAGGUAUUCCACAGGCUGGUCUGGUGACCAUGGUCAUUGUGCUGAACGCUGUAGGACUGCCAGCAGAGGACGCGGCGCUCGUUAUUGUCAUCGAUUGGCUCAUCGAUAGGUUCCGAACGGUUCUCAAUGUUUUAGGCGAUGCCUAUGGGGCUGGUAUUGUGUCUCAUAUGAGUCGCAAAGAUAUUGAAGAGUUUGACGCCCAAGAAGUGGUCAAUAAUAUUACUCCAAUAAGUGAUCUUUAA
Molecule: messenger RNA, 1815 nt
Organism: Oppiella nova
Lineage: Eukaryota; Metazoa; Arthropoda; Arachnida; Sarcoptiformes; Oppiidae
Source: the annotation of a GenBank genome assembly